Panonychus citri (citrus red mite) is the source of this 1638-nucleotide messenger RNA. Its product is annotated as CXXC-type zinc finger protein 1-like. Gene Ontology annotation, biological process: positive regulation of DNA-templated transcription. The coding region runs from base 139 to 1503 and encodes 454 amino acids. The transcript has a single exon. The record is from RefSeq and is a predicted model, not a curated record. Lineage: Eukaryota; Metazoa; Arthropoda; Arachnida; Trombidiformes; Tetranychidae. Gene Ontology annotation, cellular component: Set1C/COMPASS complex.
AUGUUUUUGUUGUUUAAUUUAUUAAUUAUUCUUUCUACUGACUAAAGUUGAUCUCUUUUCUUUUUGCUUUAUAUUAAAUUUAAUUGUGUUUCUCUCUCUCUCUUUCUCUCAUCUUCCUCUCUCUCUCUCUCUCUAGAGAUGAAUAAACCUAAGGCUUAUUGUAUCUGUCGAUCAUCGGACUCUACUCGUUUUAUGAUUGGUUGUGAUUCAUGUAAUGAAUGGUAUCAUGGAGAUUGUAUUUCUAUUACUGAAGAACUUGCUAAAACAAUAACUAAAUUUUAUUGUCUAAUGUGUCGUGACGCUAAUCCUGCUCUGGUAAUUGAAUAUAAUAAGGACAAGUCAACUUCUAAACAAGGGACUGUUCGGAGAAAGAAGCAACAAUCAUCAAAUCGUUCCAACAAAGUUGCCCGUUUGGAAGAUGGUUUUGGAAGGUCAGAGAAUAGAGUUAAAUUUGCCGAUGAAGAUGAGGAUGAUGAGGAAGAAUUUGAUAAUGAUGAUGAUGAUCGUGAUGAGACCUUCAAAAUUGAGAAUGAGCUUACUGAGAAAAGUAGCCAUAAGAAAUCUAAAAGUCGAUCAAGACCUAAUAGGAAGACAACAAAUACCCGAUCAUCAAUGGUUAACAAAAGUAGUAGAAGUAACAAAACACAUCGAACCAGAGAAAGAGAAAGUUAUGAAAAUGAUGAUAACAGUAUAAGACAAUGUUAUGGUCCAGGUUGUGUUAAUAUUGCCAGGCGAAGUUCAAAGUAUUGUUCAGAUGAAUGUGGUCUCAGAUUAGCUCACAAUCGGAUGGUUGAAAUUUUACCCCAACGAAUAACAGACUGGCGAAGUACAGGAUCUACAGCUGAUGUUUUUAGUAAUAGAGAAUUGGAAAAUAUUAAAAAAGAAACUGAAGCGGCUAAAAAAUUCCUCGAAGAAUUGGAUGUUAAACAGAAAGAAUUGGAUUCAAUGAUCGCCGAAGCUAAAAAGUUACCAGCAAUUUCUGAAGAUGAAGCCGAUGACUCGGAAUCAGGUGAUGCUGAGUUAAUGAUCUACUGUGUAACCUGUGGCCAUGAAAUCGCUUCAAGAACGGCAAUGAGACACAUGGAAAGAUGUUUCAAUAAAUUUGAAAGUCAAAUUUCUUACUUUGGAGCAACAAAGACAAAAGUUGAUGGUGUUUUCUGUAAUGUUUACAGUUCUCAGCAGAAAACUUACUGUAUGAGAUUAAAAGUACUUUGUCCAGAACAUACUAAAGAACAGCGAAUCCCAGAUACCGAAAUUUGCGGCUUCCCGCUGGUCAUAAAUUGUUUCGAACCUACCGGAACCUAUUGUCGAUUACCAAAGAAAAAGUGUAUGCGACAUUAUUGCUGGGAAAAACUUCGUCAAGCUCAAUUAGACAUGGAAAAAGUACAAAAAUGGUUCAAAUUAGAAGAAUUAUUGGAAAAAGAAGCGAAAAUUGGAUUCACAAUGUCCAGUCGAUCGGCGAUUCUUGGUUUACUUCUUCAUAAGACCGACAUUCAAGAUUAAAGUGAAAAUUUAUCGUUAUCAAAUUAAUGGAAAUAAUGUAAAAACAAAAUAUUCCCUUGUAAAGUAACAUUGUAUUUUUUAUUAUUAUUUAUCAUUCGAAAACAUUUAAACAUUAAUUAUGUUCUGUAAAACAAA